AAAUCAGUCUUACUCCUGCUUAAGGAUUUUCUCCUUGGAGGCAGAUUGCACUUCACACCUUUCACGUUGUCAUGGACCAUGUGACAAAGGAGUUUAAAUUCAGGGGGGCAAGAGAAGAAUUGGAAGCAAUACUGGAACACUGUCUGGGAGAACACUAUUUGAAGCUGCAUUGACCUGAAGGCAAGAAAGUUCAUUUUGUCACUUGGAGCAGGCGUUUCGCUUUUAAAAAAGUGAAGAUUCAAACUAAUACAAAUAGAAACUUGAAGAAUCUGCCACAAUGAAUGUGACAAACGGAGUCCACAUCUACAAUGACGGAGGCCUCUCGGGCAAUAGCAGCAUGAGCGACACCCCCGUUUUCAGAGCCGUGAACAUGGUCAUAAACUUUCUGAGCAUUGCCAUUCUCUUCAUCGCAAUGAUUUCGCUCGGCUGCACCAUGGAGAUCUCCAAAAUCAAGGCGCACAUCCUCAAACCCAAAGGCGUGGCUAUUGCGCUGCUGGCCCAGUUCUUCGUCAUGCCCCUCUCAGCCUUCUCUCUGGCUAAAGUCCUGCAGAUGGAUCCUAUAAAGGCAGUGACUGUGCUCAUUUGUGGCUGCUGUCCUGGAGGGACCUUAUCAAACAUCUUUGCUCUGAUUGUGAAAGGUGACAUGAAUCUUAGCAUCGUCAUGACAACGUGCUCCAACUUUGCCGCUCUGGGUCUGAUGCCUUUGCUGCUCUGCAUCCUCUGCCAAGGCUUUCCCGGGCUGCAAAACGCCGUGCCGUACGUCGGCAUCGUCACCACCCUCCUCUGCACCCUGGUAGCCUGCACGAUUGGCAUUCUCAUCAACCACUACAAACCAAAAUACUCACCGAUCGUGAAUAAAACGGGUAUGUGGAUUCUCCUGAUCUCCUCCAUCGGUCUCCUUGCUCUGUCGGCCUAUGUUGUGAAGGACGUCCUAUGGAUGAUUGUCAUGGUAGAUGUCCUCACUACGGCAGCUUUGAUGCCGUUGAUCGGCUUCACACUGGGAUAUGUUGUGUCUGUCAUCUGUAAGCUCAGCCCAAAAUGCAGCAGAACUGUCUCCAUGGAAACAGGCUUUCAAAACAUCCAGCUGUGCACCGCCAUCCUCAAGGUGGCCUUUCCUCCACAGGUCAUUGGCCCCAUGUUCCUCUUCCCUCUGAUUUACGUGGCGUUCCAGUGCGGCGAGGCUCUUCUCAUGGCCCUUUGUUUCACGUUGUACCAAAGACUAAAGCCACCAGCUGGGGAUAAAGACGCAAACAUGCAUGCUGACGCCAAACAAGAGGAGGAGGAGGAGAAAAAGCACCUUCAGGAGCAUCAGGAGUGGUCAGCAGAAGACGACUACAGAAGAGAUUAACCAUAAAUUAUUCAUUCUGGACUAAAGACUAGCUAAAUAGCCUGUAGAGACUCAACAACAUGGGAUCUGUGUAUUUAUAUAAAAUCAACAGUAAAACAUUUUCUUAGUUAAUUCGUUUUUUGAAUUAGUUUCUCAAAUUUAACUUGAACAAUUAUAGUUAGUGUGAGAAAAAAAAAAGAUGGACAAAGCUUUGGCAUGUCAAAUUAUAUUUAAUCAAACUGAUGGGAUAUAUACAGAAUAAACACAAUGUAAACCUUUUUUUUUAAAUAUUAAAAUACUAUCUUCACGAACAAAUCCAAAAAAUAAUUACUCAAUCCAAAUAGUAAAAUAAACAGGCAGUCAAAAAAAAAAAAAA
Oryzias melastigma (Indian medaka) is the source of this 1703-nucleotide messenger RNA. It is a transcript of the gene slc10a1, whose product is annotated as solute carrier family 10 member 1. Gene Ontology annotation, molecular function: bile acid:sodium symporter activity. NCBI's taxonomy places the organism in Eukaryota, Metazoa, Chordata, Actinopteri, Beloniformes, Adrianichthyidae. The transcript has 6 exons. Gene Ontology annotation, biological process: bile acid and bile salt transport. The record is from RefSeq and is a predicted model, not a curated record. Bases 278 to 1348 code for a protein of 356 amino acids. Gene Ontology annotation, cellular component: membrane.